AUGUCCGCAAAGUCGAUCCUCGAAGCCGAUGGCAAGGCCAUCCUCAACUACCACCUUACCAGAGCUCCCGUCAUCAAGCCCACUCCUCUUCCCGCAGCUGCCAACCACAACCCUCACGCCAAGCUCUGCUCCCUCUACUUCGCCGAGGGUGUUUCCCCCAAGGAUGUUCUUGACGAGGCCGAGGUCAAGUACCCCUGGUUGCACGAGUCUGGCGCCAAGUUCGUUGCAAAGCCCGAUCAGCUCAUCAAGCGACGAGGCAAGAGCGGCCUUUGGCCUUGA
Aureobasidium musti is the source of this 279-nucleotide messenger RNA. The record is from the annotation of a GenBank genome assembly. Lineage: Eukaryota; Fungi; Ascomycota; Dothideomycetes; Dothideales; Saccotheciaceae.